Molecule: messenger RNA, 678 nt
Organism: Phragmites australis (common reed)
Lineage: Eukaryota; Viridiplantae; Streptophyta; Magnoliopsida; Poales; Poaceae
Product: gibberellin-regulated protein 6-like
Exons: 4
Coding region: 253-591 (112 amino acids)
Source: RefSeq, a predicted model, not a curated record
CAUUCCUUUUGACGCAUGUCGGUGUGAUGCCCUGUACUCUGCACUGCAGCUCGCUCCCUCCAACCUACCUUCUUCAAGGGUAAAAUAGAGCAGCGACUGCAUCUCGAAGAAGAUGGGAUCCACAGCUAGCUUAGCCUAUAAUUAUGUCCGCAUCUUCCAUUCUCACUCCUCGUCACAGACAGGAGUCCUGCUGCUUUGCUUGACUCAACAUCGCACGCAUACUAGUGUGAUCUCCUCUGGGGCCUUUGCGAAAUGGAGCCUGCCGGUAGGCUGCUUGUCCUCCUCGCCGUCGCUGGUCUCCUUGUCAUCUCCAUGGCCGAGCACGAGGUGCUGGCCAGGGGAACCGAGGAGCACGACGACAACGUGUACCAAGUGAGCAAGGGAGGGCAGGGCAGUCUACAGAGCUACCAGUGCUCGCCGCAGUGCGCGCGGCGGUGCGCGAACACGCAGUUCAAGAAGCCGUGCCUCUUCUUCUGCAACAAGUGCUGCAACGCCUGCCUGUGCGUGCCGUCGGGCUACUACGGCAACAAGGCCGAGUGCCCCUGCUACAACAACUGGAAGACCAAGCGCGGCGGGCCCAAGUGCCCGUGAACCUGCGGCUGUUUGUAAACUCUGCAUCGUAUUAUGAACCACUCGAUCCAAUUGCGAAAUUCUGAAAAGGGGUUCUAAAAUUUGGAA